This is a messenger RNA of Peronospora belbahrii, 762 nucleotides long. The record is from the annotation of a GenBank genome assembly. NCBI's taxonomy places the organism in Eukaryota, Oomycota, Peronosporomycetes, Peronosporales, Peronosporaceae.
AUGGAAGUGUCGUGCAUUGACGAACAAUGUACAGUAAAGAAUAAGACGGCUGUCGUGCAAGUAUUGGAUCGAUGCCCCGAGUGCGCAUACGGAGCUAUUGAGUUGUCGCCGAUGGUGUAUAUGGAAAUUACGGGCUUAGAACCCAACCGCGUCACGUUGCGUUGGCGAUAUGUGGACUGUCCAGACGCGGGAAAUGUUCAAGUAUGUCUGAAAGAAGGCAGUAGUCCUAACUGGAUCGCAGUGCAGCCGACUAACGGCCUUGACGGCGUUGAGAGCGUCACGAUCAAUGAUGGUACUUACUCGCUCACGGCAGGCAAAUGCACGGACACCAAUAAACAAUUUAGCAGUGGCAUUGUUUCGCAGUCACAGCUGCAGACAACUCCAACCGCGAUGACAGUUCCAGUUAUAACACCUGCCCCGAUCAGUAUGACUGCCACUGCGACAUCUAGUUCGACUGAACCACAAACUUCCGGUAGCGCGUUCAGUAAGACCGGUCAAAAUACGCAGCUUAGCGACAUCUUGCAGCACGAACAGAGUCCUCAGCAUGCUAGCGAAGCCUCACCGUCUGCUACGAAACCUGUCGCUACCCUAGCCACUUCCGAAGAUACGUUGAUUGCUCCAGAAACUAAGGAAGCAAGCACGGAGGCUCCUUUGAAAGCUACGAAAGUCAUUUCUGAGGACAAAACAGCUUCGACAAACGUGACAACUCCGUCCAGCAAUACUUCCAAGUGUCGCGUGAAAGGCCGCCAUCGCCGUAACUGA